Molecule: messenger RNA, 1245 nt
Organism: Gryllus bimaculatus (two-spotted cricket)
Lineage: Eukaryota; Metazoa; Arthropoda; Insecta; Orthoptera; Gryllidae
Source: the annotation of a GenBank genome assembly
AUGAAACUUGACACACCCGAAUUUAAGUCAAUAUUUACACCUGAACUUCAAGUUUUGGGUGAUUUGUUUCAAAAGCAUGGAUUUGAAUUACGAAUAGCAGGAGGAGCUGUCAGAGAUCUUCUAAUGAAUAAAACUCCUCAUGAUUUGGAUUUUGCAACCACAGCCACUCCAAAUGAAAUGAAGAAAAUGUUUACUGAAGAAAAUAUUAGAAUGAUUAAUAUGCAAGGAGAAAAGCAUGGAACAAUCACACCUAGGAUCAAUGAUAAAGAGAAUUUUGAAGUCACAACUUUGCGUAUUGAUGUACUUACUGAUGGCCGACAUGCUGAAGUUGAAUUUACUACAGACUGGCAGUUAGAUGCCAAUCGCAGAGACCUCACUAUAAAUUCUAUGUUCCUUGGUUUAGAUGGAACAGUUUAUGAUUAUUUUUCUGGGUAUGAUGAUCUAUUGAACAAGAAAGUGGUUUUUGUUGGUGAUCCCAAUACACGAAUUCAAGAAGAUUAUCUUAGAAUUUUGCGGUAUUUUAGGUUCUAUGGAAGAAUUGCUAAAGAUCCAAACAGUCAUGAUGCCAAGACACUUGAAGCAAUAAAAAAUAAUGCAGAAGGGCUACAAAGAAUAUCAGGAGAACGAAUAUGGAGUGAAUUGAGAAAAAUUUUAGAAGGAAAUUUUGCAGAGUCUUUGCUGAAGAUUAUGUUAGAACUUCAUAUUGGGCCUUUUAUUGGGUUACCUGAAAACCCCAAUAUUGAAGAAUUAACCAAAGUAUGCUCCAGAAAAUUGGAGGGUCUCCGAGGUAUUUCUGUUAUUAGUGCACUCUUAAAGAAACCAGAAGAAGUUAUGACCUUUCAUGCUCGUUGUAAACUGUCAGCCUUUGAGAGGGAUUUAGCACUCUUUCUCGUUGAACAUCGUGAAGAUAAGAUUUCAGACAUAGCAGUACGACCAUAUCAACGAAUAGUUGUGAGCAGUAAGAUGAAAACAUCUGACAUCUUUGAAUUUGUUCUUGAAGUAUUAAGAUACAGAGGAGACCAACUAUUGUUAGAGGAGUUCAGUGAGUGGAAAGUUCCUCGUUUUCCAGUUACUGGAAACCAGCUUAAAGAGAGGGGUGUACCUUCUGGUAAAACUCUUGGGUUAGUGCUGCAACAACUUAAAGAGUAUUGGAUUGAAAAAGACUUCACUCCUACAGUAGAAGAACUUUUCCUUCAACUACCUGCGGUUUUAUCCCGAUUAGGGAUUGAUCUGAAGACAAAAUAA